AUUAUAUAAUUAUCAAUGUAUUCAUAUUCUGUAUCUAUUUCUGCUCAUUAUGACUCUCACUGUGAUCUUCCCUGUCAUGAAUAAGCAAGGUUGACCUCUUCUCCAAUAUGUCACGCGUCAGAGUCACUUUAGGAAAUGACCACUAAUGUCUAAUUAUAACACGGUUGGGACAAUCUAAUGAAAAAGCAAAAGAGAGAUUCUAUUCUUCUUGUUUGUUUGAGUUGAGAGGUAGAGAAAAUGGUCUGCAGUGUUCGUAGAGUUCUUAUCCUUCUUAUCUGUAUUUGGCUAUUAACAGUUGAACCAAAUCAAGUUUCUGGUCUGAGAAGUAAGGACCUUGUGUUCAGGCAUCGCCACAAAGGAAAUGGAAUAUCUCCCCAGAAUCAACGAAUUCUUAAGGCGGUUGACAUGGAAGGAAUGAGCACACAGCGAAAAUCAGCGCCUGUAAACAACAAAUUUGAUCCAAAUCAAUCAAGCAAAAGAAAAGUACGAAGAGGAUCGGAUCCCAUCCACAACAGGUCUUGAUACAUUCAAGUGGUUUGUUCAACGAGGAAGAUGAAUGAAAAAGUAAGUUAGCAUUUGACAAAAUACUUCCUAUAAUGCAGACAACUAGGUGGGAAAAAUCUCACUCUCUAAAGUAACUUAUAUGAGGGUCGGUUGAUUGGUUUUGCCUCUAUUUUGUUUCAAGAGUUUUGUUUUAAAGAUAUGUGCAUAGUGAAGCUACUAAAGGAUAGUCCUUGUGGAACCACAAAGCCAAUAUCAUCUUGUAAACUGACAUCUUUAUGGAUGACCAAGCAGAGAAGCCCAGUAUGAUGUUAGGCAUUCCCAAAAGAGUAUAACAAUUGUAGCUGUUUUUUGUUUAAUUUUUCCUUGAGGCCAAAAUAUAUUCCUGCAUGCGCA
Molecule: messenger RNA, 897 nt
Organism: Rubroshorea leprosula
Lineage: Eukaryota; Viridiplantae; Streptophyta; Magnoliopsida; Malvales; Dipterocarpaceae
Source: the annotation of a GenBank genome assembly